Panicum hallii is the source of this 711-nucleotide messenger RNA. RefSeq names its product zinc finger BED domain-containing protein RICESLEEPER 2-like. Lineage: Eukaryota; Viridiplantae; Streptophyta; Magnoliopsida; Poales; Poaceae. The coding region runs from base 1 to 711 and encodes 236 amino acids. The transcript is spliced from 4 exons. The record is from RefSeq and is a predicted model, not a curated record.
AUGAUAGUACAGCAUGAGUAUCCCUUGAGCAUGGUUGAUCAUGCUAGUUUCCAAAGGUUUGUAAGCUCUCUUCAGCCAUUGUUCAAGAUUGGGACUAGAAAUACAAUUAGAAAGGACAUAUUGAUGCAAUAUAAUGUUGAGAAGAAGAAAGCCAUUGAAUACAUGGUUGGAAUUGAUUCUAAGGUGGCUAUUACUACAGAUAUGUGGACCUCUGGUAAUCAAAAGAGAGGUUAUAUGGCCAUCACAGGUCAUUUCAUUGAUGAAUCUUGGACUCUUAGAAGCAUUAUCAUGAGGUUCAUUUAUGUCCCUGCCCCUCACACCGCUGAUGUGAUUUGUGAAGAAUUAUAUGAAUCUUUGGUUGAUUGGAACCUUGAUGAGAAGAUAUACACUGUGACUCUUGACAACUGCACUACAAAUGAUGCGGAUGGUCUAGAACCUUUGAAAAAUACAAUUAAGAAUAUUCGUGAAAGUGUAGCAUAUUGGACAGCCACACCAAAAAGAAUUGAGAAGUUUGAGGAGAUUGCUAAGUUUGUCAAAGUUCAUAUAAAAACUAAGAUCUCUCUUGAUUGUAAGACUAGAUGGAACUCAACCUUCAACAUGCUUAGCAUUGCAUUGACUUAUAAGGCUGUUUUCAUUAGAGCCAGUCGUGUUGAUAAGCAGUACACUUGUUUGCCUAGUGAGGAAGAAUGGAAUUUGCAGCAGAAGUUGUAG